AUGAAGUACGGAUUUGCUCUCAGCUCUAUCGUGUUGGCUUGCGAUAACAUUGUUCGCGAGUGGGACCUGCCAGGCCCUUCUUCUGAACGGUUUCACGAGAUGAAGAUGGUUACCCAAUCCCUUCAAGAUGGUGGCAGCGACGGCGAGCAGGAAUUCGAACUCAAUAAUCGUUUGGAUUGGGCGAUUGAAUGUUUGUGCGGUGACGAGGUUUUCUUCAAACUAAAUGACAUGGCUUGGGAUAUGACAGAGAUAAUGUCUCAAAGGAUUAAUGCCAGGGAUUUUGCCAACAUGCGCUAUUUGAGAGGACAGGGAGCUCGUACCACCAGUGCAUCGUAG
Molecule: messenger RNA, 336 nt
Organism: Seminavis robusta
Lineage: Eukaryota; Bacillariophyta; Bacillariophyceae; Naviculales; Naviculaceae
Source: the annotation of a GenBank genome assembly